AUGUCAUCCGGCCAGCAGGUGUGGCACACGGCCGUGCCACCCCCUCGCCGGAGCAGCUCCACGGCCUCGGUGCCCAGGUCCCCCGGCACUCCUGGCUCGGAGAAGGUGGCCUCCCCCCUGGAAUGCUCCAUCUGCUUCUCAGGCUACGACAACAUCUUCAAGACGCCCAAGGAACUCGCCUGCACCCACGUCUUCUGCCUGGAGUGCCUGGCCCGGCUGGUGGCCGCCCAGCCAGUGGGCCACCCUGGUGGCGAGGCCGUGCCCUGCCCGUUCUGCAGGAAGCCCACAGCUGUGCCACCCGCCGGGGCCCCCGCACUGCGCACCAGCCGCCAGCUGCAGGCCCGGAUGCCGGCGCACCUGCGGCGCGAGGAGCCCGUGUGGCUGGAUGGCACGAAGCUGUGCUGCCAGCCUCCGUCUGCCACGCCCGGCCACGCGCCCGGCUUCGUAUGCGUGGACGUGGGCCUGAGCAAGCCUGCCGAGACCGCCGCGCCCACGCCUGCCCCAGACCCCGUGCCCCGUCAGGGCCGCCUGGCCCGCUGCUGGGCGCGCUGUGGGGACUGGCGGCGCGUGGCGCUGGUGUCUGCCCUGCUGCUGCUGCUCUUCUGCGUGGUGCUCUGGCCCGUGCAGUGCGCACUCAAGACCGGGAGCCUGCGCUGCCUGCCCCCUCACCCCACGGCCACAGCCAGCGCCACGGCCACCUUCUCCCUCGGGCCUCUGACUGACAACUAGGGUCCACGCACAUCCCCCACUGACUGGGCUGAAGGGCGCAGCAGC
Molecule: messenger RNA, 774 nt
Organism: Propithecus coquereli (Coquerel's sifaka)
Lineage: Eukaryota; Metazoa; Chordata; Mammalia; Primates; Indriidae
Gene: RNF223
Product: ring finger protein 223
Exons: 1
Coding region: 1-729 (242 amino acids)
Biological process (GO): protein ubiquitination
Molecular function (GO): ubiquitin protein ligase activity
Source: RefSeq, a predicted model, not a curated record